Molecule: messenger RNA, 755 nt
Organism: Photinus pyralis (common eastern firefly)
Lineage: Eukaryota; Metazoa; Arthropoda; Insecta; Coleoptera; Lampyridae
Product: larval cuticle protein A3A-like
Exons: 2
Coding region: 96-755 (219 amino acids)
Cellular component (GO): extracellular matrix
Source: RefSeq, a predicted model, not a curated record
CGACUUCUGCUCUAGAUACCGCAAAAUUUGGGUAUAAAAGACACACGAGAUCAGAUUUUUUCAUUGUAAACGUUUGCAAAGUGAGGUAAACAGCAAUGGCUUUACAGUUUGUAGUUCUCGCCGUCUUCAUAGCGGCCGCCAAUGCUGGUGGUCUAGCUCCUGUGGCCUACAGUGCCUAUUCCUCGCCAGUCGCGUCUUAUUCGUACUCGUCUCCACUCGCCUACGCCGCCGCGCCAAUUGCUAAGGUAGCAGCUCCGCUUGCAUACGCCGCCCCCGUGGCGAAGUUGGCAGCACCUCUUGCCUACGCAGCUCCAGCCCCAUUGUCCUAUGCUGCACCCGCACCAAUUGCCUACGCCGCGCAUUUGCCGCGCGUUGCUGCGCCUCUUCACUACGCCGCACCUGCCCCACUGGCCUAUGCCACACCGGCCAUUGCUAAAGUUGCCGCACCCCUAGCCGUUGCCAAAACCGUUGUAGCUGAAGACUUCGACCCCAACCCUCAGUACUCCUUCGCUUAUAACGUGCAAGACCACCUCACCGGCGACAGCAAAAGCCAGCACGAAACUCGCAACGGCGACUACGUAGAGGGAAGCUACUCCGUUGCCGAUCCUGAUGGUUCAAACCGCAUCGUUGACUACACCGCCGACCCUGUUAAUGGAUUCAACGCCAUCGUACGCAAAGAACCCCUCGUCGCUAAAAUUGCCGUUGCCCCGGUCGCGAAAUACGCAGCUCCACUUGCCAUCGCAAAGUUACACUGA